Molecule: messenger RNA, 3792 nt
Organism: Cladocopium goreaui
Lineage: Eukaryota; Dinophyceae; Suessiales; Symbiodiniaceae
Source: the annotation of a GenBank genome assembly
GCACUUUGCUGGGUGAGGGUAGAUGCUGAUUGCCACAUGCUGGUGCUGACCGGCAAUGGUGGUCCGAGGUGGUCGGCAGUGAUCUACAGGUCCACCUACAACCAGGACACUGGUGAAUUAGUGCAUGAAGAGGCAAUUGUUCCCGGAACGCCUCAAGAACAUUUGCAUCGGUUGAUUGACAAGACCGACCGGAUGGAGACCCACCUUUGGUACAUCCCGGAUCCCAUCGAGGUUGGCAAUGUGGUUGCGCUCAAGAAGAUGGUGCAGCCUUCGAAGUCGCAAAUUCGAGAGCAUGAGCUGCAGAACCAUGCUGUGUUCGUGACUGGUGCAAGGUUUGCAUUGAAGCUCGUGCUACAUGCAGUGGCUUUGCCGUCCAAAGAGAACACCGAGUACGUCCAGAAGGUCUUCCAGAGGUUCAUUGAGGAGUUGGGGCACAAGAGGUUCAUCAACUUUUCAGACAAUGAGCCAUCCAUUUUGGCAUUCAAGGAGUCGGUCACUCAACGUCUCAAAGGAUGUGAUGCGAUUCCACGUUCCUGUCCUGUUGGAGAUCAUGCAGCCAACGGGGUGAUUGAAGUUGGAGUUCGAGAGCUGAAGCGCCAGAUGCGCGCGAUCAGGUUCAGCCUGGAGAGCAAGCUGGGGAGGAAGACGCCCUAUGAGCGGGAGUUCGGCCGCAAGUGGAAUCGGCCGGCUUUGGAGUUUGGAGAGCUGGUCUACAUCAGAGAGGCUGAGGAGAGGACCGGCAAGAAAGAUUGGCAGGAGAGACUGACCAAGGACGAUCGUUGGAGCCGAGAUGGGCUCGAGGACAUCGGAGCCUUGCCCUGGGAUUUGAAGUCGAGGGCAUCUCAGGAUGCUGGGACGAGGUUGGUGGAGCAGGCUGAGAAGAGGGUUCGCCUUCCACCUCCACUUCCAGAAACGCCUGAUGCCAGGGGAUUCUAUGUGACCAAGAAGGACAUCAGUGACCAUGGCUACACAGCUGGUUGCCGAGGAUGUGAUGCAGUGCGGGCUGGCCGCACUCCAGUGGCCCACAGUGAGGCCUGUCGCAAAAGGAUCAUUGGCUUGGUUGACGAGUCCAGGGUGAAGAAGCAUGCAGAGAGGGUUCAGUCAAGGUAUGAACUUCGUGAGGAGCAUGAAGCCAAGAAGGCGAAGUUGGAGGAUGCUGCAAGUCCGAGAGCCGUGCAGCAAGUGAGCCACAGGCGAUUGAAAGUUCGCCUGCUGGAGUCAAGCGAUCUGAGGUACAAGAGAGAGGCUGAGGUUCCAGCAGAGGCUUUGGACCCUCGAGCUGCAGGAGAUCCGGCAGCUGAGGCCAGUGGAGAGUCUUUGAGCUUGCCGGCGACGGCAGAAGUUGUGGUGCAGCCAGCAUAUUCUACGGUUGAGGAUGUCUUGGCUCGUGGUGGAGACGGGCCUUCAUCAAGUUCAGCAGGAGCUCGAGAUGUUCCAGAUGCGUCGAGCUUGGAGUUCAUCGGCCUGGAGGACUGUGAGGUCAGCAUGAGCCAGGGCAAGUGGCAUGAGGUCAACGCUUUGGAGAGAGUUCAGAGGAUGAUUGAAGCCAAGAAGGUUGAGAUCGGCAACUCUCCCGAUUGGAAAGUUGAUGUGGCGGAAAUCUUCAGUCCGCCGAGGUUCACUCAACAUGCUGGCCGGCUUGGAUUGAAGCCGGGAUUUGCCAUAGACCUUUCUACCGGCUGGGGUCUUGAUCGGCCGGAGGAUGUCAUCAAGAUGGACAAGAUGAUUGAGGAGCAGCCGCCGCUUUUGCUCACUGGGGGUUUUGACUGCGCUCCCUUCAGAGUUCUGAGGAACAUCAACAGGAGCUACCUCAACACCAAGGAGAAUGUGGAGAAGCGGCAGAAGGGUGAGAACCAUUUGAGUCUUUGCAUUGAGAGGUACCGCAGGCAGAUCAAGAAGAAAAGGUACUUCUUGCACGAGCAUCCAGCUGGUGCUGACAGCUGGGAUGAGGAGGAAAUUCAACGUCUUCAACAAGAACCAGAUGUUUUCACAGUAGCUGGCCCGAUGUGUGCAUGGGGCAUGACCAUCCAUGCCAAGCGGAAAGGGAGUGAGUUGGUCUACAAGGACACCAAGUGGGUGACCAACUCGCCGGAGAUCGCAGAAGUUCUGGAUCAACAUUGUCGCAAUAGACGUGGAGGUCCUAUCCACCGCCAUGUGGCACUCAUUGGCGGGCUGGCAAAACUUGCAGAAGCAUACCCAGAUGAGCUCGUCGUCUCGGUCUUGGAGGGCUUGAGGCGGCAGAUGAAAGCUGAUGGAUCAUUGAGCUCCAUCGAGAUGUAUGCGAGCGGACCUGAUCCCACGGAGCAUCUAUUUCCUGAAGAAAGUCAUCAAGCUGUCGACGAGGAGCUGGAAAAGUACUACGAUGUCAUCAGUGGUGAAGAGCUUCCAGCCAACUUGGUCAGAGAUGCAAGGUCAGUGGCUCAGCAAAGGGGAAAGACAGUGCUUCCUGUGCGCUGGGUCGAUGUCAACAAAGGAGAUCGAUCCCGAAUGAAGUUGAGAAGUCGAAUUGUUGAAAAAGAGCUCAAGGCACGUACCAAGGAAUCACUCUUGGCACAUGAGUUGUUCAGUGCAACCCCUCCAUGGGAGCUUGUCAAGUCCCUGUUCAGCCUUCUUGUCACCGACCUUCCUCAACAUGUCGGUGGCGGCCACGAGAUGUGCAUUGGGGUGUUCGACAUCAGCAGGGCGCAUUUCAUGCCGAAGUGCCAGCGGGAGUUCUAUGUGGAGAUCCCUGCAGAAGAUCGUGGUCCUGGAGAAGAAGACUAUGUUGGUCGAUUGAAUCGUGGGAUGUAUGGAUUUCGAGAUGCCAGCAAUGCAUGGAUGAAAGAUUGGCAAGAGCUACUUGCAGAAGGUGGAAAUCAAGUUGGAGUGGCCAAUCCGGCUUUGUUCUUUAACGAGGCCGAGUUCCCUCGAGAUGCAGUUCAUGGAGAUGAUUUCUACGUUUUGGGGCCCGUGGCAGCCAUUGACAAGAUGAAGGAGCUGCUGGGUUCCAAGUACCAGAUGCGGGAGUCACAUCGCCUUGGAUUCACAGAUGGAUGUGUCCGUGUGGCAACAGUGCUGAAUCGGAUAGUCACUUUGGGCUUUGAAGAUGGACGACGCUUUGUCCAGAUCGAACCAGAUCGUCGUCAUGUGGAGCUGAUCGUGGAGGCAGUUGGAACGAAGUUGGAUGGGUCGAAUGGUGUCACCACACCUUCCGUUCGACAGACAGAUGCUUCAGCUGAUUCUUUGAAGAGUUCUCCGUUGCUUGGUGCUGCGGAUGCUAGCCGAUACAGGUCAGCGGUGAUGAGAGCCAGUUUUCUUUCACAGGAGAGAGCAGACAUUGCAGAGACGGUCAAGAGGUUGGCUCAGGGGAUGUCUUCACCUCGCCUUGGACAUUGGGAGCUUUUGAAGAGGCUUGCGAUGUUCCUCAUUUACAAGCCGGACAAGAGUUUUGUUUUUCGUCAGCAAUCAAUGCCAGAUGCACUUCAGAUCUAUGUCGACUCAGACUUCGCCGGAAGUCGCACAGACCGAAAGUCUACGACUGGAAUGGUUCAGACUUUUGGUACCCACAUGAUCAAGGCUUCGAGCAAUUUGCAGAGUGUGGUGGGACUGAACGUCUCAGAGUCGGAGUUUUACGCUCUGGUCCAUGGUGCUUCACACGGGCUAGGGUUGCAGGCCUACUUCCUCGACAUCGGCAUCAAGGUGGGCCUGGUGAUUCUUUCCGAUUCAACCUCUGCAAAGAGCUUUGCGAGCAGACGUGGGCUUGGAAAGCAGCGGCAUGUGAUGACGCGCUUUCUUUUGUUGCAACAAGUGGUU